This is a messenger RNA of Triticum turgidum subsp. durum (durum wheat), 2013 nucleotides long. NCBI's taxonomy places the organism in Eukaryota, Viridiplantae, Streptophyta, Magnoliopsida, Poales, Poaceae. The record is from the annotation of a GenBank genome assembly.
AUGGCGGCCGGCUCCGCGGCUCCCCUCCUCGCGGCCGUCGCCUGCACCGUCCUCGUGCUCCUCGCCCCCGCCGUCUCCGGAGAUGCAGCUACGCUGGAAUCUGUUCCAGAUCUUGUGAAGGCAAUGUAUGUAAACAUUGAAAGCUUCCCUUGUGUCAGGCUGCUGAAUCUUUCUGGUGAAAUCGGCUGCUCUAAUCCUGGGCACGGCCUGGUUAUUGCACCGAUUGUAAGAUUCAAAAACAGCGAUGACCAGUUGGCUCAACCAUCUGCAGUUCUUCUUCCCUUGGAUCAGAUGCCAGCUUUCUUUCUGAGGGUAUCCAAUGAGCCAGAACUUUACCAUAAGGUUGCCGGUGUACUGGUUGAAUCAAAUGGUGACAAGUUACUAGAGUUGUCACCGGAUAGAAAAUUUCCACAAGAGGAUUUUGCACCAUACUCAAAUGUCAGCCAUGAUUGGAAUCCUGCUGGGUCAGGUAUUAUGUGGAACAGAUAUGAUUUUCCCGUGUUUCUACUUUCAGAGGAGAGCACACAGACUCUGCGAAAGAUUGCGGACAAGAAUGAGAAGUCUAACAAUGGAUAUCAAGCAAAUGUAGCAGAAUUUGACCUUGUUAUGCAGACAACUAAAGCUGAAACAAAUGGUUCAGAAUCCUGCCUCAAAGAGCAGUCGUGCUUGCCCUUAGGAGGACAGAGUGUAUGGGCUUCGUUACCACCAAUGAGCAAUGCAUCAGCAGAGCAUCAGAAACCAAUAAUAAUGGUUGUUGCAUCCCAGGAUUCUGCAUCGUUCUUUAGGGACCGCAGUCUGGGUGCUGCUUCUCCCAUAUCAGGAUUGAUUGCUUUGCUCACCGCUGUUGAUGCUCUUUCUCACCUUCAUGAUCUAGGCAAACUCAAGAAACAGCUUGUAUUUGCUGCUUUUGAUGGUGAAGCAUGGGGUUAUCUUGGUAGCAGAAAAUUCUUACAAGAACUGGAUGAAGGUGAUGAUUCUGUGAAUGGCAUUAACAGCUCAAUGAUUGAGCAGGUACUGGAGAUUGGUUCGGUUGGCAAGGGCAUACGCCAUGGAGAUACAUUAUUUUAUGCACAUGCUUCAAGGAAUUCAUCAAUUUCAAAGAAGAUUUUAGAUGGUCUCCAAAGUGGCAGUGAUUCACUUGGCUCUGAUAAUGUCAAAGUAAAACCAGCAGCUUCAUCAAACCCUGGUGUACCACCAUCUUCAUUGAUGUCAUUCAUGAGAAAGAAUACAUCAACUUCAGGAGUUGUGUUAGAGGACUUCGAUUCCCAGUUUUCCAAUAGAUUUUAUCACAGCCAUUUGGACAGCCCUGCAAACAUCAAUUCCUCAUCAAUAGCAGCAGCUGCUGCUUUGGUUGCGAGGUCAUUGUACAUUCUUGCUACUGGUGAUAUGACCGUCGAUCUCAUGACACUGAACACUAUAAAAGUGAAUGUUACACUGGUAGAAGAAUUGAUUGGAUGUCUACUGACCUGUGAUCCCGGUCUUUCUUGUGGCAUCGCGAAGAGCUUCAUUUCUCCAAGCAAUGCCUGCCCGAGUCACUAUGUUGGUGUUUUCCAGGACUCACCUUCUAGCACGCAGUCUCCUAUAUAUGCAGAUGAUACCUCCCGGUUCAUAUGGAACUUCUUGGCAGACAGAACUUCAACUUUGGCAGUCAACGCAAACUCUUGUACUGGGAAGUGCAACAACGAAAGUGAAGUAUGCGUAGGGGGAGAAGUGGAGGGUGGAGGCCUGUGCGUUGUAUCGACAACAAGGUACGUUCCUGCCUAUUCAACCAGGCUGAAGUUCGAGGACAACGCCUGGCACGUUCUACCGGCAAACUCUUCUGACCCCAUGGGUGCCGUCGACCCUGUAUGGACCGAGAGCUACUGGAACACCAUCGGCCUGAGGGUCUACGCGGUGCAGUCCACGACCUCCGACAGGCUCAUCCUUCUUGCAGGGCUUGCCGUCACCGCAGCGUCGUACCUCGGGGUGAUCGUCGGCAGAGCGUACAUCUCGAAGAUCACGAAGCGAGACUAA